CAGAAUCGGGACUGGAGCGAAGGGGCCACCGGCGGAGCUGCUCCCGCGGCGGCUGCUCCCUCUGGGCCAACCCCGCCUCGGCGGCUGCAGGCGGGCAGGAUGAUGCCCCCGACGGCCGGCGAGUCGCCGCACCAGCUGCUAGGCCGGCUGCGCUUCCUGAGCGAGGCGAUCGGGUGCCUGACGCGCGCGGAGCCGCUGCCCGCCGCCUUGUGCUACGUGCCCCGCGAGGUGCAGUAUAAGAUCUGCAAGGACCCCAGCGCCCCCGGGCCCGCCUCGGCCUCCGGCCGGACCCUGCUGUCGGUAUGGGAGAACCCCAGCAAGGCCGGCGCCGGCUCCGGGUCGGGCGGCAGGAAGGGCCUGGGCAGGGGCACCAUCGAACUGCGCAAGGGCUCGUGCAUCCGAGCCAGCGGCGAGGAAUACUGCAACGGGCACGGUCUCUGGGUGAAGCUGACAAAGGAGCAGCUGGAGGAAUUCAAGAUUGGCUGUGAUCUGGAGGAAGGCUGGGUACUCAUGUGUAAGCAUGCAGAUGGUGGGGACAGGCUGGUGCCAGUGGAAUCGAUGGAGAGAAUCCAGAGGCAGCAACAACUCUUUGGGGUGGAUUAUAAGCCUGUAAUCAGAUGGGAGCAGGUGGUGGAUUUAACAUAUUCCCUCCGUCUUGGGGCAAAGCCAAAAAUCAUGGAGCCAGAUGCAGCUGCGGUAGAGAGACUCCGAUUUGUACCACCCACAUGGAGCUACGAAUGUGAUGAGGACUUGGUGCAUUUCCUCUAUGACCACAUCGGCAAGGAAGAUGAGAAUCUGGGCAGCAUCAAGCAAUAUGUGGACAGCAUUGAUGUGUCCUCCUACACGGAAGAAUUCAAUGUUUCAUGCCUGACAGACAACCAUGCAGACACCUACUGGGAGAGUGAUGGGUCUCAGGGUCAGCACUGGGUCCGUCUCAACAUGAAGAAAGGGACCAUUAUCAAGAAGCUGUUCCUGACUGUGGACACAACAGAUGAGAAUUUCAUGCCCAAGAGGGUGGCUGUGUAUGGUGGCGAGGGGGAUAACCUGAAGAAGCUGAGUGACGUGGGCAUUGAUGAGAGCUACAUCGGGGAUGUGUGUGUGCUGGAAGACAUGACUGCUCACUUGCCUGUCAUUGAAAUCCGCAUUGUGGAGUGCAGAGAUGAUGGGAUAGAUGUUCGGCUACGGGGAAUAAAGAUCAAAUCUUCUCGGCAACGGGAACUGGGGCUCAAUGCAGAUAUGUUUCAGCCAGCCAACCUGGUGAGGUAUCCUCGCCUGGAGGGAAGAGACCCUGAUGUGCUCUAUCGGCGGGCUGUGAUCAUCCAGAGGUUUAUCAAGAUCUUGGAUAGUGUUCUUCACCAUCUUGUUCCCGCCUGGGACUACACACUUGGCACCUUCAGCCAACUCAAGCACAUCAAACAGUUCCUGUUGCUGUCCAAAAGACGUACAGUGCUAAUCACCCAGUGCCUCAAAGACUCAGAGACUAGCAAGCCCAACUUCAUGCCACGGCUCUACAUCAACCGUCGCCUGGCCAUGGAGCAUCGUGACAAUCCUGCACUUGACCCCAGCUGUAAAAACACAGUCUUCACUCAGGUAUAUGAGGGACUAAAACCUUCUGACAAGUAUGAGAAGGCCCUGGAUUACAGGUGGCCGCUACGUUAUGACCAGUGGUGGGAGUGUAAAUUCAUUGCUGAGGGCAUCAUUGAUCAGGGUGGCGGUUUCCGAGACAGCAUUGCUGAUAUGUCCGAGGAGCUGUGUCCUAGUUCAGCUGAGACUCCAGUGCCGCUGCCUUUUUUCGUCCGCACGUCCAACCAGGGCAGUGGUACCGGAGAGGCCCGAGACAUGUAUGUCCCCAACCCGUCCUGCAAAGAGUUCACAAAAUAUGAGUGGAUUGGGCAAAUCAUGGGAGCCGCCCUGCGUGGCAAGGAGUUCCUAGUCCUGGCCCUGCCUGGCUUUGUCUGGAAGCAACUGACAGGGGAGGAAGUGAGCUGGAGCAAGGACUUCCCUGCUGUUGACUCUGUGCUGGUGAAGCUUCUGGAGAUGAUGGAAGGAAUGGACAAAGAGACCUUUGAGUUCAAGUUUGGGCAUGAGCUGACAUACACCACUGUGCUGAGCGACCAGUGCAUGGUGGAGCUUAUCCCUGGUGGCACUCGCACUGUGGUGCACUAUGAGGACCGCUUGGAUUUCAUCCGCCUGGUGCAGAAGGCACGGCUAAAUGAGAGCAAGGAGCAGCUUGCGGCCAUGCAGGCUGGACUUCUCAAGGUAGUGCCUCAGGCAGUACUGGAUCUGCUCACUUGGCAGGAACUGGAGAAGAAGGUCUGUGGUGACCCUGAAGUUACUGUUGAGGCUCUAAAGAAGCUCACUCGCUUUGAGGAUUUUGAACCAUCGGAUACUAGAAUUCAGUAUUUCUGGGAAGCCUUGAACAACUUUACUAAUGAGGAUCGCAGUCGCUUCCUGAGGUUUGUUACUGGAAGAAGCCGACUUCCUGCUCGGAUUUAUAUCUAUCCUGACAAAUUAGGCUCUGAAACCACUGAUGCACUUCCUGAAUCUUCCACUUGCUCCAGCACACUUUUUUUACCAAACUAUGCUUCGGCGAAAGUCUGCGAGGAAAAGUUGCGUUAUGCGGCUUAUAACUGUGUGGCUAUUGACACAGAUGUGAGUCCAUGGGAGGAGUGAGUCUAUUUUGAGGCCUUGUUAACCAUUUCUUCUGUGUUACAUAGUUCCUACAUGCAAUAAUCUCUUACUAUUAAGAUCCAGAAAGCAUGUAUGUGUAUAUAUAAUAAAUUACCAAGUGUGA
Molecule: messenger RNA, 2794 nt
Organism: Podarcis raffonei (Aeolian wall lizard)
Lineage: Eukaryota; Metazoa; Chordata; Lepidosauria; Squamata; Lacertidae
Gene: HECTD3
Product: HECT domain E3 ubiquitin protein ligase 3
Exons: 21
Coding region: 100-2673 (857 amino acids)
Molecular function (GO): ubiquitin-protein transferase activity
Source: RefSeq, a predicted model, not a curated record